Molecule: messenger RNA, 1050 nt
Organism: Triticum turgidum subsp. durum (durum wheat)
Lineage: Eukaryota; Viridiplantae; Streptophyta; Magnoliopsida; Poales; Poaceae
Source: the annotation of a GenBank genome assembly
AUGGCGUCGUUGGAUUCUCCGCCGCCGGGGAAGCCCCCUCUGCCGUGGCGGGUGCGCCUGCUCGUGGGCGCAGCCUCAUUCCUACACUCCGCGUCCCUCCGCGCCGACGGCACCGUCAACCGCUCCCUCCUCUCCCUGUUCGAACGCACCGUCCCUCCUAGCUCCGCGCCCGAUGCCGCCGGCGUUUCGUCCACCGACCACGCCGUCUCCAGCCACCUCCGCGUCCGCCUGUUCGUUCCAGCGCCCGCCGCUAGCGGCAGCCAGAGCCAGCUGCCAGUGGUUGUAUAUUUCCACGGCGGCGGCUUCGUGUUCCACUCCGUGGCGACGGCCCAGUUCGACGCUCUGUGCCGCCGCCUCGCCGCGUCUAUCCCGGCCGUCGUCGCCUCCGUGGACUACCGCCUCGCGCCCGAGCACCGCGCCCCUUCCGCUUACGACGACGCGGAGGCGGCGCUCCGCUGGGCACUCGCCGGCGCCGGGGGCGCCUUGCCGUCUCCCCCCACCGCCGUCUUUGUCGCCGGGGAUAGCGCGGGCGGCAACGUCGCCCACCACGUCGCCGCGCGCCUGCAGGGCAGCGUGGCCGGGCUGGUCCUGCUGCAGCCGUUCUUCGGCGGCGAGGCGGCGACCGCGUCCGAGCAGCGGCUCCGCCACGCGCCGUUCGGGGCGCCGGAGCGGCUGGCGUGGCUGUGGCGCGCGUUCCUGCCGCCGGGCGCCACGCGGGACCACGAGUCGGCCAACGUGCCGGCCGCGAUCCAGCGCGACGGUGCCGCCGCGGGGAGGUGGCGCGCGUUCCCGCCGACGCUGGUGUGCGUGGGCGGGUGGGACGUGCACCAGGACAGGCAAAGGGCGUACGCGCACGCGCUGCGAGCCGCCGGCGCCGAGGAGGUCCGUGUCGCGGAGUUCCCCGACGCCAUCCACGCGUUCUACGUGUUCGACGGCUUCCCGGACAGCCAGAGGCUGCUGGCCGACGUGGCCGAGUUCGUGAACCGGCGGGCUGCCGAACACCUCGACGCGCCAGUGAACGACCAGUGUCCACUGUCCACUGGUUCGUAG